GUGGCGACGGCGUUCAGCGCAGUCCACCUAUCACUAUCGAACAGGGACUUCCCAACGGCGGAAUGGGCCGGCGGCCGCCAGCAGUUCCAGCUGCACAAGCUACUACAGAGUGCGGUACCUGAAUACGUACGCCGCACCCAGUGCUCACUUCCCACCCUAAUCGAGCUGCUACGCGGGCAGACGACGUCCGACUACCGUCCCAAUAAGGAUAUCGUUCCUGCCGUCAUACAGCAAAGCUGCAGAACGUACCCCAAACUACAUACCCUGCUGCCCAUUGUGCAGGAAGGGAUUACUGUGACUCUAACGUCACCAAUGCCCCGCCAAACCAGCCCUCCACGAAACCACCCGUCCGCCACCAAGAGACUUAAUGUCCUCCGCAAGAACAUCCGGAAGGAGCAGGACCUCGGCCGCUGCAUCGUCGUCGACCGUGCCGUCGCCCAAUUCUGGCCCGAGCUGUUCUUGAGUCCCUUCGGGGUGAUCGACAAGGGCAACGGUGACCCCGACGUAGCCGGCCGGGUCAUCCACGACCUAUCCUUCCCAGAGGGGGCGUCCGUCAACGAUCACACCGACGCCGAGUCAGUGCCCACCGCCGAGUACAAGCACUGCGCAGCUAUCGCUCGGGAGAUUCUCGCCCAGAAAGAACGCUGUCCCGGGCGCAGCAUCAAAAUUCUACUAGGGGAU
Phytophthora sojae is the source of this 681-nucleotide messenger RNA. RefSeq lists its product as hypothetical. The record is from RefSeq and is a predicted model, not a curated record. The annotation marks the transcript as partial. The transcript has a single exon. Lineage: Eukaryota; Oomycota; Peronosporomycetes; Peronosporales; Peronosporaceae.